UUCCGAAAAUGUCUGGCGAAUCUUGGCUUUUUAUUUUUGCUGUUGUUAUUAACAUCGUUAGCUUAUUCUUUCAGGUUUUUUUUGUUAUCAUGUAUAGUGACCUAGAAUGUGAUUAUAUUAAUCCUGUUGAAUUAUGUGUGAAAUUAAACUCCUAUAUGGUUCCAGAAUAUGCUAUUCAAGGUUUCUUAUCUGUUUUGCUUUUGAUUAAUGGUUGCUGGUUUAGUUUUUUGCUUAAUUUGCCUGUUUUAGCUUUUAAUAUUAACAAAUUUGUCAAGAAAACCUAUUUAUUAGAUGCCACUGAGAUUUUUAGAACUUUAUCAAAACAUAAAAGCGAAAGCUUUAUGAAAUUGGCCUUCUAUCUUUUUAUGUUCUUCUUUUAUCUUUAUAGAAUGAUUUCGGCUUUGAUUGCUGAAGAUGAGUAAAUUCAUUAUUUAAAACAUCUCUGUAUGUGUUGAAUCAAGUCUUCUAUAAGAGAAAUCCCAAAAAAAAUUUUAAAAAAAUGAAAAAGUAAAAAAAAUAUUAUCAAACAUCAGUAUUUAUAUAUGUAUUGUUCUUUUGCUGCUUUAUUUUGUUACAUUUGUUCCAUUUAGAUCAUUGUUUUUGUUGCACUUUUUUACAACAAUAUUCAUGUUUUAGUUUUGAGUCUUAAGGAGGUUUUUUAAUUUGUUUAAUUCUAUAAGCUUGCUGUUUUUUCUUCUUAUCAUGCUUUUCAUCCAAACA
This is a messenger RNA of Ascoidea rubescens DSM 1968, 720 nucleotides long. Its product is annotated as cornichon family protein. NCBI's taxonomy places the organism in Eukaryota, Fungi, Ascomycota, Saccharomycetes, Ascoideales, Ascoideaceae. Gene Ontology annotation, biological process: endoplasmic reticulum to Golgi vesicle-mediated transport. The record is from RefSeq and is a predicted model, not a curated record. Gene Ontology annotation, cellular component: endoplasmic reticulum membrane; COPII-coated ER to Golgi transport vesicle. Bases 90 to 422 code for a protein of 110 amino acids. The transcript has a single exon.